This is a messenger RNA of Penicillium odoratum, 309 nucleotides long. RefSeq names its product dynein light chain DYN2. The transcript has 7 exons. Gene Ontology annotation, cellular component: cytoplasmic dynein complex. Bases 1 to 309 code for a protein of 102 amino acids. Gene Ontology annotation, molecular function: dynein light intermediate chain binding; dynein intermediate chain binding. The record is from RefSeq and is a predicted model, not a curated record. NCBI's taxonomy places the organism in Eukaryota, Fungi, Ascomycota, Eurotiomycetes, Eurotiales, Aspergillaceae. Gene Ontology annotation, biological process: cilium assembly; microtubule-based process.
AUGACUGCUGAAAAGAAAGAGAAGAUGGAAGCGCAAGUCAAAUCGGUCGAUAUGACUGAAGACAUGCAGCGAGAGGCUAUCGAUCUCGCUAUUGAGGCCAUGGAGAAAUACCAUAUUGAGAAGGACAUCGCACAGUACAUCAAGAAAGAGGUCCGACCCGCCACCCCAACCGAUUUCGAUUCCCGGAAGGGUGCCACCUGGCACUGUGUUGUUGGACGCAACUUUGGUAGCUUCGUCACCCACGAGACGAAGCACUUCAUCUACUUCUACCUGGGCCACUGCGCUAUCCUCCUCUUUAAGACCCAGUAA